Messenger RNA from Cuscuta campestris, 893 nucleotides. Lineage: Eukaryota; Viridiplantae; Streptophyta; Magnoliopsida; Solanales; Convolvulaceae. The record is from the annotation of a GenBank genome assembly.
GGCAAAUCAUCACGAGGAACUUGAGCAUGUUAGUGUGCAUACUAUGCACACCGAAGCAUCCAGCUACGUACCUCAGCAACAACACCCUCUUGCGGAACCUCAGCAAGUUCUAGAGCAGUUCGCGGGUCAGAACCCGAAUAUGGCCAUCCCGAUGUUCCAGCCACAAAUGGUUGCGAACAUGUUUUAGUUCUUUCAGCAGAUGGCUGGAGCACAUGUACCUCCACCACCACCUCCUGCACCCAUCAUCUCGAUUGAGAAACUCAAGAGGAAUGGGGCAUAGGAAUUAUGCGGCGACCAGAUAGCGAAUCCCCUAAUAGCCAAGCGUUGGAUGCCGCCUAUGAUUGGUGGAAGCGAAUAGGAAUCAACAUUCCCGUGCCAGUACCAUGGGCUAACUUCGAUCCACUUUUCAGAGCAGAGUAUGUGCCCGAUCAUUACGUCAAGGCCAAAUAUGAAGAACUCUCCAAAUUUACUCAUGAGAAACUAACUCUCCUAGAGUACCGUCAACAGUUUGACGGGUUGGCCGAGUUUGGUAAAGACUUGGUCAACACCAUGGAGAAGCGCUGCAAGAGGUUCAUCAAGGGGAUGAUACCGGAUCUUUCGGCAUCACUCAUAUUAGUUCCCCGAGAUGAGAUUAACGAUUUUUACAAGAAAGCACUUGAUCAGAAUGAGGAGCUCAUACGGAAAGCGGCUUAUUAGAAAGCAUUGUUGGCAGAAAACCAGACCGUCCAGUCGGGUCCAAAGAUGGGGCCUAAUUACAAAAGAAGCUUCUCCACACCAAAUAGCUCUCAUCAUGAUAAGCGAGCAAAAUCUGUUCCCUCUACAUCUGUUGUUGUCACUAGUAAGAGUGGGAAAGAGAAAGUGACAUGUCGUAAUCCCGUAUUUUCACUCUGUGG